GUGGAAGUAGAGUGUCAUUAGCUCGUUUUAUUAAUCGUAAUACUACGUCUUCGACGAAAGUGGAUCAUUUUGAAGCUUAUGGUAAACAAAUGAUCGAAACAUGACCAUGGACAAGUGUAUUUCACGUCUGUUUAUAUCCCUGAUCAUGCUCAGCUACACCGCAGCUGUCGACGAUGAUUCCUACGGAAGAUAUGCCGACCUGUGCAAUCAGAACCUAACAGCAUUGGAUCAGUACUCUAAUGAACUCAAAGCUAUUUCCCCGGAAACUAUGUACAUCUCACUGUGCCAAAACGAUAUGACGAGUGUCCACAAAAACACUUUCUACAAAUUUACAGAAUUGGAAAAAAUAAUAAUGAGUGGUAACAACCGCUUACAGUUCCCUGCCGAUGGAUCUCCCAUGCUGACAUCGCCCAGUUUGACCGAUUUCGUCUGCGAGCAAUGUGGAAUCGUGAAAAUCUUCAAUCACUCAGUGCGCGAAAUGCCUUCCCUAGAGUAUUUAGUACUGAGUAGUAAUUCGAUCUCACAGAUUGAGAAACAUGCCUUCCGGAAGAACCAAUACUUAAAGGAAUUAAACAUCAGGAUGAAUUUGCUGCGCUGGAUACCAUCCACAAUACUGAUUGGCUUACACAAAAUAGAAACCUUAGAUCUCAGCUUCAACCGUGAGCUUGCUCCUGUUAUGGAUAAACCAUUUUUGAAGAGUAAUGCUCUGGAAAUACUGAAGUGUAAUAGUUGCGGAUUCACCUCAAUUGACGGGAACACAUUUGUCAUGUUGACGAACCUUAAGGAACUUCAUCUUAAAGACAAUCCAGUUUUUCAGCUUCAACAGCCGAUAAAUUUAUCGCGUGCAAUCGAGUUGCUGAAGAUACUUUCGACUAAUAAGCUGCGUUCACCAGUUGACUUUCAGUCAAGUGAAGAAGAUCUGGAGAUUAAUCUGGAAUUUGACUUGGACAGGAAUUCGGAAGACGACAUAACUAUCAGUAAAGCUCAAUCCUCCGAAUCUAUUAUCUUAGCGAUUAUGUAUAAGCAUUGAUACAGAGCAAAGAUAUUUGCUAGAAAUU
Ochlerotatus camptorhynchus is the source of this 1058-nucleotide messenger RNA. Its product is annotated as leucine-rich repeats and immunoglobulin-like domains protein 1. The record is from RefSeq and is a predicted model, not a curated record. The coding region runs from base 101 to 1030 and encodes 309 amino acids. The transcript has 3 exons. Lineage: Eukaryota; Metazoa; Arthropoda; Insecta; Diptera; Culicidae. Gene Ontology annotation, molecular function: protein binding.